AAGCUGCUGCCAGUCCGUUCGAAAGGACAUGCUCAGAGCAGUGCUCGAAUAGGAGAGAACACGAUGAGACUGAUGGUAGCAGCGGUUGCACUAUGCCUGGUCGGCUUGGCCAGCGCAGCUUAUUACCCAGUGGACAAGUCUGUUACGGGAGUUAAGUAUGCCGAUAAGGAAUUCCUGUACAAGCAGAAAUUCUUCUUCGAAGUGUUCCGCAACAUCCAUCUUCCUCUGACGUUCGAAGAGUACAUGCCAUACACUAAAUUCUGGGUCAGCGAUGAAACCAAGUACACCAACUACAAGGAAGUCGUCGAGUUCUUCGACUACUUCAAGUUCGGUUACCUGCCAAAGGGUGAGAUGUACACCAUCUACAACAAGGAUUACAUGAAGCAGACCUAUCUGCUGUUCAACUUCUUCUACAACUCGGCUGACUGGGACACUUUCUACAAGAACGUUGUCUGGGCCCGCGAGAAUGUGAACGAAGGCAUGUUCAUCUAUGCUGUUACCCUGGCUGUUUUCCAUCGUCCGGACUUGAAGGGAAUUGUCCUGCCAGCCAUCUACGAAAUCUAUCCUUACUACUUCUUCAACACCGACAUGAUGCACAAGGCCAUGUACAAGAAGAUGUACGAACCCAAAUUUGGAUUCGCUAGCAAUGGAAAGUACAACGUAGUCUACUCUAACUACACUGCCGUGUACCCAAUGAGCUACUACGGAGAAGAUAAGCUGAGCUACUUCACCGAAGAUAUUGGUCUGAACGCUUACUACUACUACUUCAUGAUGGACUAUCCCUUCUUCCUGGGAGAAGAGAAAUUCAGCCUAUUCAAGGACCGUCGCGGAGAACUCUACCUGUACAUGUAUCAGCAACUGAUUGCUCGCUACUAUCUGGAACGUCAAGCUAACUUCAUGGGACCAAUUGAGAAAUUCAGCUGGGAAGAACCAAUCAAGACCGGAUACUGGCCAAAACUGAGCUACUACAAUGGCAUGCCAUUCUAUGGACGCAACGACUAUUACAGCAUUCCUAAGAAGUACUCUUACAACAUCGAUCUGGUUAAGGAUUACGAAGCCCGCAUUCGUCAGGUUAUCGACCAAGGAUUCAUGUACUUGUACGAUGGAACCAAGAUUGAUUUCCGCAAGGCUGAAUCUAUUGACUACCUUGGAAACAUGAUCAAUGCCAACCCAGACAGCGUCGACAAUGACUUCUACAAAUAUGUUGAAAUCUUUGCUCGUCUCAUGUACAGCGGAAGCGACUUCUACUACUCAGGAUCAAAGGUAUGGCCAAGUGCUUUGAUGCAUUUCGAAACCUCGAUGCGCGAUCCCUUCUUCUACCAGCUGUACUACCGUUUGAUGUCCUACUACUGGCAAUUCAAGAGCUACUUGCCAUACUACACCUUCGAGGAGCUGUACUUCAAGGGCUUCGAGAUCAAGAACGUUGCCUUCGACAAACUGAUGACUUACUUCGAGUACUUUGAUGCCGAUAUCAGCAACGCUUUCCCAAUGGGCUUCUCAUCCGACAAAUUCUUCGACUUCUCCAUCUACGCUCGUCAAAAGCGCAUCAACCACAAGCCAUUCACUUACACCAUGGAUGUCUACUCUGAAUUCGCUGGCAAGGGUGUUGUCCGCAUGUUCAUGGGACCCAAAUUCUACGACAUGAAGGAACUCCAGUACUACAAGCAAUACUUCGUUGAGCUGGACCAAUACGUGUACGACUUUGUUGCUGGCAAGAACACCAUCGUUCGCAACUCUCGCGACUACUACUGGAGCGUGCGCGACCGCACCAGCUACGUUGAGCUGUACAAGAAGGUCAUGUCUGCCUACAAGGGUGAGGACAAAUUCGCUCUUGACAUGUCUGAGGCUCACUGCGGAUUCCCCGACCGUCUCCUGCUGCCAAAGGGUCUGCCAAGCGGUUAUGAAAUGACCUUCUACUUCAUCGUCACCCCAUACUACGCCCCCAAGACUGAACAGUUCUCGACCUACGAGCACAGCUACAGCUGCGGAGUCGGAUCCGGAUCGAAGUACAUCGACGAUCUGCCAUUCGGAUUCCCCUUCGAUCGCGAGAUCAACUUCAGCUACUUCUUCACCAAGAACAUGUACUUCAAGGACGUCAUGGUCUACCACAGUGAUGAGAUGAAGCUGAACCAAUCCUACUAAGCUAUCCACACGGAACACACUGAUUUUAGAAAAUAAAGCAAACCUUUAGUUGAACAAAAA
Uranotaenia lowii is the source of this 2202-nucleotide messenger RNA. Its product is annotated as hexamerin-1.1-like. NCBI's taxonomy places the organism in Eukaryota, Metazoa, Arthropoda, Insecta, Diptera, Culicidae. Bases 64 to 2142 code for a protein of 692 amino acids. The record is from RefSeq and is a predicted model, not a curated record. The transcript has 3 exons.